Coniophora puteana RWD-64-598 SS2 is the source of this 1264-nucleotide messenger RNA. RefSeq lists its product as uncharacterized. Lineage: Eukaryota; Fungi; Basidiomycota; Agaricomycetes; Boletales; Coniophoraceae. The coding region runs from base 224 to 1195 and encodes 323 amino acids. The transcript has 10 exons. The record is from RefSeq and is a predicted model, not a curated record.
AGCUGAUUGAUAUUUGCCAAGACCACACUUGGCUUCAACAUAUUCGCAUCUUUUCCCUUUCAUGUUCAUCGCCAUGGGGUGUGGUUUUACGAUGAUCAGUUUCGGUUAUUAAUAGUCGGAUAGCUCCGCAUCGUCCAAAGUUCAUCACACCCCGUUCAGUAAACCAUGUGUUACAGCUAGUUCGAGCGAGUACAAAAGAUGGUCUUCAGGAACCUUGCCCCUCAUGAGAGUUCGGCUGUUACCCUCCCGGCAUGUCGGAGGGACUUGGAUUUUCGCCUGCCUAUUUCCUCUGGCAUGUGGUCAAAGCUCCAACGUAACAUGUGGAUCCUCGAUGGAUUGGGCAAAGAACGCGAUGGGGCAGGACCCCUGUACUGUUGGCGCUUUUGCCUUUGAUUGCGGCAACAGCCUCGUAAUCACCCCUUUGGGACCCGGGACCGUAUACGCAGGACCGGGGCCGACCACGGAGACUGCGUCUCCGUGCGUCUGCAACUCCGUCACAUACUCGUUGAUGGCUGCAUGUGGCAUGUGUCAGACCCACAAUGCGCAGAGCUAUAACGACUGGAUGCAAUGGUGCAACGGGACUAAUGGGCCCUACUAUGAGUCGUACCCAGAACUUACUCCCGAGGGAACGACGUUUCCUCCGUGGUCCUAUCUUCCAGUUCCAAACAACAUGUGGAACAGCGAAAACGCGAUACAAAACGCGAGCUACGUCGCCAGUAAAGCGUCGGCGUCGACGGCGUCCGUGAUGACUUUGUCAUCAUUAAUAGCGGCGUCUACCUCGUAUGCUGCCCGAUUGUCGUCGCUCGACGCGCUCCAGGCUAGCUCUACGUCAACAUCCUCAUCUACAUCAUCGUCUUCCUUGAAAUCAAACACUGGCGCAAUUGCAGGCGGUGUCGUGGGUGGAAUCGCUGCUGUUGCUCUAUUGUUGGGCUUCGGUGCUUUGUUACUCCGACGCAAGAAGAUGGCUCUCAAAAACAAGAAUGCCAGUCACUCCGCUGCGGUUGAGCAUGCUGCUCCGCAGCCUCCCAGUAUUACCUCGAACGUUCGCUAUGACCCUAACGACCCUCGUACUUAUCCGGAUGGCUCUGCAUCAGACGGGCAUGUUGAUAGCCAGGGCAUUUUAUCCCAUAAAAUGUCUCAGCGCGGACCUGGACCUGUGGGGGCUGGUGGAUACACCGGGGCUCCGGAGCUGUAGCUGGUCUUUUGCCGAGUUCUUCUCUUGGUGGGAAAAGUAUUACUAUUUAUUGUAACAUUGAGAGAUCAG